CCUAAAACCUAGAUAGGAAAACAUGUUUGUACAACAGAAAUAUAUGCUGUCACUUCAUAUAUAAACUCUUUUAUGUUAUAUUAUCAUUUUAAGAGGAGAGCGUAAAUGUCACAGCAAAACCGAACAUUAUGUAAAGAGUCUUCCGAUAUAUAGAAAAGUUAUCUUGGAGUUACAACUGAGGUCCACGACCUGUAGCCUGGUAUGAUCCUUUCAGUGACACUUGGGUUUCGACAGUAGGUUUCAGAAGUUAAAAAAAGGGCCGUUUUAAAACUCAGGAGUGAGCUAAUCUGUAAUGGGAUGAGCAAGGAUCAGCCACUAUUUGAUCCCAUGUUGUUUGUGUGUACAAGAGUCCGCACGUGCUCCACAGACACACAGAGGAAUGUGCUGCCGUAAUGUAAUGCAUUCCCAUGCUGUUUUACAUGGCUUUGAAUGCUCAUACAAAUAGUAGUGUGUGUGUGUGUGUGUGUGUGUGUCUGUCUGUCUGUCUGUCUGUCUGUAGGUGGGUGAAAAGCCUCCGAAGAUAAGUGUAGUGGUUCUGGCCUAGUGGAGAGUGGAUGAGGUACAGCGAUGAAGGCCCUCAGCAGGGGAAGCAGAAGUCUGAACAGGCCUUAGAGGAGUGGGAGGAGAACUCUCCUCGCCUCAUGAAGAUGGCAGCGCAAUCACACACUGCCAGUGAGCUUCCUUUGGAGGAGCUGCUGGCUCUGUAUGGCUACACAGUGUCAGACCCAGAGAAGGAGACCUGUCGCAUGGCUGCCAGUCUGCCAGGCAUGACACUGGACAAGGAUCAGAUAACUGAGGAUCUCUUUCCUGGGGAGGGGGAAGAAGAAUCAUCCGCUGAUGAUCUCACCCCUUCAGUCACCUCAAACACCUCAGAUCUGCUCCGCCGUCUCCAAGGUGGAGACAAAGACACGUUGGUCAGCCCAUCAGAUGAGGACUCUGACAGUGCCUCUGUACCCUCCAAUGAAGAGCACAAGGAGAUCAUGGUUGGCUCUAUGUACCAGGCAAAAAUACCUCCACUCAGUCCGUAUACCUACCAGGAGAGGGCCUACAGCAGUGAGGACCAGUUGCUGUGGAAGCCAGGUGUUCUGCCGGUGCAGGAAGUGGAGGAUUUCUUGCUGAAUACACAGAGACCACGUGGCCAGGAGGGGGCAGCAUACACACCGAUGCAAGGCGACACUGUCCGAGACAACGAACAGGCACUGUAUGAACUAAUAAAAUGCAACUUCAAUGCAGAGGAGGCACUGAGACGAUUGCGCUUCAACGUAAAGGUUUUCAGUGAUGAGCUGUGUCUCUGGAGUGAGGAGGAGUGCAGGAACUUUGAGCACGGCUAUCGAGUUUACGGGAAAAACUUCCACCUCAUUCAGGCUAAUAAGGUACGAACGCGCUCUGUGGGCGAAUGUGUGGAGUAUUACUACAUGUGGAAGAAGUCUGACCGUCACGAGUAUUUUACCCAGCAGGCCACCAGACUCAGCCGCAAGAAAUACAGCCUGCAAUCAGGGAGCAUGGAGGAUGGAGACCAGGAUGUGGAGGUUGGGGAGCUGGAAGGAAGCAACAAUUCCUCAGGCUUGUCAUCUCACAGCUCCGUGGGCCCUGGGCAGCCAGAGUCCCCAUUACCUCCACAGUCAAACUUGGAUUUGGACAAACGAGAUGAUGAGCUGGUGAUGGGGCUGUCAGAGCUGUGUGGAGACGGAUGUCCUCAGCAGCUGUUUGGCUGUCCCUUCGCUCUGCCACCCCUGGAUGACCUGCUGGAUCCUGGCUCAGAUAGUUGUUGUCCCUCAGCUCCGGUCCAGCUCCAGUCCCAGCCAUCUACCCUGAGCUCCCAGUGGGCCUGCGGGAGCCCUCCGUCCUGCUGUGACGACCACUGCCUUCCAGGCUCCUGCUUCUACCAGCUACACAUGCGAGGUGGACCUUUUGUUUCUGAGGACCCUAACUCUGGUGCACCUGGCAGUGGGACUGGCAGCCCCCACGGGCUGCAGGUGGAAUUUAGCCUACCGUCUGCCUCACCUCCCUCAUCUGCUGUCCUCCCAUCACACUUCCAAGCAUUUGGCAGCCUGCUGCACCCCUCUCCUGUCCAGCAUUCCCACUCUUUUACACAGUGAGGGGACACAGGAGAAUCAAAACUGAGCGGUACUCUUUGUGGUUUGCCUUUUGUUGAAAAUGUUGAUCAGUGUUGGUAUUUACACCAGGCUUACAGAAAACAGGACAAAAAGUGCAUUUACCUAAAAAAGGAUGGACCUACUACCUGUGCUGGGGGCUGGGGGGGUUACUUGUCCGUCUGAACCCUCUUUUUAAACUGAAACACUUGAACCUUCUGUCCAUUGUGGAAAUGUUAAUCACUACUUUCAGGUGAUGAUUAUGUGUUUAUUAACACUUUAUUACCACAACCUGCACCAAGGUAAUGCUAUUAAUUGGCUGUCACAAAUACUUGUGAAAGCGCAGUGCAGGCGAUGAACUCUGUAGUUCAACAGAACAGAUCAGUGAUUGACAAUGUGAACAACUGUUGCUUUAUUUUUGUAUUUAUCAAGAUGGAGAAGUUUGACUUUUGAAUUUUCACAGCCAAUAACGUUCCUUUGUGUUCUGCUAAUCGUUCAGCACCUUUGCUGCUGCAGCCAUUUGAGCUGUGUCUCUGAACAGUGCAACAGUGACAUGGCUGCUGGAAGUCUGACCACAGAGUAAAAUCUGUCCAUUCAAACAAUAUACAGUAGUUUAUUUAAAACUUUAUACACCGCCUAUAACUGUUUCUCUCUUUUCUGUUCCUCACGUCUGUUUGGCUGAUUUCUCUGAACUUCCGGCCUCCUCCACUCCAGACCUGAAACUAAAGAAUAUUUUCUAACAUUUAUUUAAACAUGAAGCGGUGUAGGAACAACAAGGAACAACAAUAUUUUUGCAGAUUUUUUUUUUUCUUUUUAGUUUUGGAAUUUUCAUCCUUGUUCUUCCCUUGUGGAUUUAUAUUGAGGUUUAUAAAUGUGCAGUGCUUUUGUCAUCAUUUCUGCUCACCAUUUUAUUCAUGUCGAAUAUUUAGUACCACGAAGAGCCUGUUUAACCUGCAGAAUAGGCUUAGAAUAAAAUAUGUAAAUGUAAAAUGUACAUAUAGGUAAGUCACUGAAUCCAAACACAGUUUCUCAGGUUCUCCAGCUUUGAUGAUCCAUUCAGCAGAGGCUGACCUUCAAUGAUCAGUGAGAGUCAGCCACUGUUAGUGACAGAUGUUGGGGUCCAGAGGUUAUCCUAAAAUGAUGCUUAUCAGUUCUGGAAUUUUCUUUUUAACUCCUGAAGCUUCCGAUUUAUUUUAGUGAAAUCCCAGCUUUGAGCUCUUUGAAAACCAGCAUCAAGGAAGCAACAUCCAAUUAAAGUCCAGUCUGUGGAAAUGUUUAAACAAAUGAACAAUAGUAAUAUAAGGACAGAGUUGUGCAUUAAACAAAUACAAGGCAGCUCUCGUUUUCCUCUGAAUCGUUUCCUUGUGCAUGUUUAAUGAACUCUACCAGACAUGAUGAAAUAUACAGAAAAAUGACACAUAUGUACAUGUAUUUAAAUUUCUAAUAAUUAUUGUUUUAUAGUACAAAUCUCUUAUGAAGAACUGAAUACAGGUGCUCUAUUCCCAUGGCCCCAUUGAUUAGAGCUGUCAAGCUGUCAUGUUAAUUUUGAGAGUUAAAAAAAUGUAUACUCUGUAUUUUUUCAGUGCACCUCUGUCAGGAAACGUUACAGGGAAAGAAAGGAUUUUGCUGGUUACUCUUCCUUUCAUCUGUCCGUCUAUUUAUUCCUGAUUUCUGUCCAUAAACAUUCAAAACUCUUCCUGGGAUCCCUGUUUAAAGCCAAGUCGGUUCCAGAUCAAUGUUUGUUUUGUCUUUGACUGUUUACAUGAGGGGGGUUCAGGACAAGACCACGAAGGCAGGAAAAGGAGAAGAAUCACUGCCUUUUAUUAGUUCUUUAUUUUUAGCAAUUUCUAUAUUGUACUGCUUCUGUCAUGUUUGUUUAUAAUUAUUAUAUUUUGUAAAGAAGAAACAAUUAAAAUGAACAGCGGUGAAAUAUUAAGAUGGAUUGCUUUUGUAUUAGUUAUUUUGAAGCCUGAUGUAGCACUGGCUGUUGUUUGCGAGAUGAACAGAAUCCCAUGAGCAGGGAAACUACUGUGGAUAAUCAUAUCUUGUCAUCCUCAUGUUCACAAGUGGAAACUGUAAAUUUUAAUGUAAAUGUUAAAUUGGGGAUGGGAGUGAUUUCCAGAGCUGGUUGUGUCUGUACCUCAUUUUCCUUUGUGUACAGUAAAUGUGGUAAGAGGAGCCUCUCAGCUGAACCCUCUGCUGUGCCAAAUGCCUGCAAAACA
Molecule: messenger RNA, 4315 nt
Organism: Toxotes jaculatrix (banded archerfish)
Lineage: Eukaryota; Metazoa; Chordata; Actinopteri; Toxotidae
Gene: mier2
Product: mesoderm induction early response 1, family member 2
Exons: 11
Coding region: 555-2099 (514 amino acids)
Biological process (GO): negative regulation of transcription by RNA polymerase II
Cellular component (GO): nucleoplasm
Molecular function (GO): transcription corepressor activity; histone deacetylase binding
Source: RefSeq, a predicted model, not a curated record